Molecule: messenger RNA, 2685 nt
Organism: Meloidogyne enterolobii
Lineage: Eukaryota; Metazoa; Nematoda; Chromadorea; Rhabditida; Meloidogynidae
Source: the annotation of a GenBank genome assembly
AUGUCUUUAACAAAUUUUAUUUAUUCUCUUAAAUGUCCAAUUUGUAGAGAAUUUUUCUCUGAGCCAAAACAACUUUGUUGUGGACACACUUUCUGUACAGAAUGCCUUGAAAGCUUAAAACAAACAACUUUAUUUAAUAAUCCUGGAUUUAAUUCAAAAUUAGUAUUUAAUGUUAAAUGUGUAUUAUGUUUUGAAUUGACUUAUUUUUCCAGUAGUGGAUUAAAAACUAAUUAUGUUUUGAAAGAUAUUAUUGAAAAUUAUCGACAAAAUAUCCCAAACAAUCCAACAACGAUAAACACAAAUUCUGAAGUUUUUGUGGAUCCCUACCCUGAAAGUCUUACAAGUAUUGCUGGAAGUAUUAGCAGUUCUUUAUUGACAGGAAGAGGAGAAGAUUUUGUGGAGAGUGAGGAAAAUAUUUUGAAUUUUAUUUUAGAAUUUAUUUGUGAAGGAAUUGAAGGAAUUAAAUAUUUAUUUUUUAAUUUCCCUCGUAUUUUUUGUCAACAAUUAUGUUUUCUUUGUGUUGUAUUUAUGUGUAUUGAAGAAUUUAAGAAUUAUGAAGAAAAAGAAGAAAUUAAUUGUUUUUUAUUAAAAAAUAAUUUGGCUAUUUCAGCAAUUUCAAGAAUAAAUACAAAUUUUUGUAAACAAUUUAUUAAAUCAAAAUUAUGUGAAAUUAAUAAUUAUUGGGAAAUUGAAGAAAUUGAAAAUAAUUGUGAAGAAUAUUUUGAUUUGAGACAACAAAAUACAAAAAUUGGAUGUUUUUAUUUGUCUAAAAUAAAUAAAUUAAUUAAAAAUUCUUUUAAUUUUUCUUCAGAAAAUUCCCCAGAAUUUUGUAUUCAAAAAUGUUUAAAUUCUGGAUUUUCUUUUGCAGGUGUUGGAUUUGGUGUUAAUUGUUAUUGUUUUAAUUAUUUAAUUGAUAAAAAUGAAGAUUUUGUUAAUGAAACUUUGUGUAAUUUUUAUGUCUGUCCGGGAAUGAAAAUUUUAUUUUGUGGUGGAAAUGGAACUUUAUUUGUUUAUAAAACGGGAAUUAAAGAUAAACAAACAAAAAUUCUUCCAAAAUUUAUUCCAUUUGACGGCAAAUCUUCGUUAAAUAAAAUUAAAAUUCUUUUUCUUUUGCAAUUAAAUGGACGUGAUUAUCUCCAAAUUCGACGUCUUCUUGGAAUGAUUUAUAGCCAAAAACAUUUUUAUUUUGUUCACGUAGAUAUCAGACAACAAUUUUUAUAUUCAGAAAUGUUAAAAAUCCAAAAAGAAUUUGAAGUUAAAGGUUUUUUUAAUUUUAAAGUUUUGAGGAAAAGAUUUGCAACAAUUUGGGGAGGAACUAGUUUAUUGGAAUUAUUUCUUUUUGUAAUUAAUCAAUCAAUUUUUGAGUUGGAAAUUGAAUGGGAUUACAUUAUAAAUUUAAGUGAAAAGGAUAUGCCUUUACUUUCUUUGGAAGAAUUGGAAAAACAAUUGGAAAAUUCUUCUAACAAAUCAUUUCUGAGCAGUCAUGGUUACAAUACAGCAAGUUUUUUAAACAAACAGGGAUUUAAUUUUCAUUUUUUGGAAUGUGAAAGAAGGAUGUGGAGAGUCGCUAAAAGAAAUGAUUUUCCUUUAAAUCUUCGUUUGGAUGGAGGUUCUGAUUGGUUAUUUAUACACAGAGAUUUGGCAAAAUAUUCUGUUUCUAAUGAAGAUUUACCUGCAAACCUGCGUUUAUUAUUUACGACAAUUCUGUUGCCGUUAGAAAGUUUUUUCCACACACUUUCAAUUAAUUCAAAAAAUUUUUGUAAUCAAAUAUUUAACCAAAAUUUGCGUUUUACAAAUUGGGAAAGAAAGCAAGGGUGUCGUUGUUCAGCAUUUAAGCCAAUAGUUGAUUGGUGUGGUUGUUCACCUUUGGCUGUUAAAAAUAUUGAUGUGGAAAAGAAAAUUAAUUUAAAAAGAUGUCAAGAAAAGAAUUUAUUUUUUGGACGAAAAUUUGAUUCUUUUAUUGAUAUAGAACCAAUUAAUUUUUUACAAAAACAAGUACUUCGAUUUAAAGAAAAACAACUAAAUUUUAAUUUUACUCAAUCAUUUUGGUUAAAUAUAUUUAAUUAUGAAACUUCAAAUGAUUCUCCUUUUUCUUCAAAAAUUGAAUUAAUUAAUUUAAUUUCAAAAUUAUUUAUUGAAAAAAUAAAUAAAAAUAAUUGUUUAUUUAAUCGUCUUUUAAAUAUUUUUAUAUUCCGUUUAAAUUCAACUGCAAAAUUUCAAAAUAUUUUUCAAAUUGAAAUGAAAUGUGAAGAAGGAAGAGGGGGAUUUGAAGUAUUUGAGUUUUUAAUUGAACAAAUUACUUCUCAACAAAAUAAAAAAGAUUCUCAAAUAAUUACUGAAGAAGGAAUAUUUGAAUUAAUUGAUGGAAUUGAAUUUGGAAUUGGUUUUGAUGUUAAAGAAGAAGUGUUUCGAAUUUAUCCAGCAAUUGUUGAUUUGAAUUUAAAUAAUUUAUUUACUUUAAAAUGGAAAUGGAAUUUAAUUUUAAAUAAAAAAAAUAAUAAUUGGACAAGUCCAAAUGUAAAUUUAAUUUUAAAUGGACCGAAUGAUGAAUUUUUAUUUAAUGAAAAAAUUAAAAGUUAUGAUUCUUUAAAUGGUAUUCAGUUUGUUGAUAUUAAAUUUAAAAAUAUUUUGAAAGAAAAUCCAAAUGUUAAUUCUGGUAAUUUUUUAAAUAUUUGGGAAAUUUAA